AUGAUUGACAAAGUUCCAGUAGUUACUGGUGCCAAUAAGGGAAUAGGUUAUGGCAUAGUAAAUCAGUUAUGUAAACGUGGUGUUAAAGUUGUGUACCUCACGGCACGUGAUGUAACAAAAGGCACAGAAUCUGUAAAAGCCCUAGAAGCUGAAGGAUACCAACCCCUAUUUCACCAACUUGAUGUAACCAACGGAGAAAGUGUUAAGAAGUUCGCAGAUUUUAUAAAAAGUCGUCAUAGUGGUAUUGAUAUUCUUAUUAACAACGCUGGAAUUGCAACUAAAGAUAUUACGGGAGUAUCAUACGAGGAUGCGAUUGAAGUCAUAAAUACGAACUUCAAUAGUCUACUCACAAUAGAGAUAUAUCGAUUAAUUCGUUGCACCCAGGCUUCGUAA
Messenger RNA from Pieris macdunnoughi, 393 nucleotides. The record is from the annotation of a GenBank genome assembly. NCBI's taxonomy places the organism in Eukaryota, Metazoa, Arthropoda, Insecta, Lepidoptera, Pieridae.